Messenger RNA from Magallana angulata, 1044 nucleotides. RefSeq lists its product as uncharacterized. The record is from RefSeq and is a predicted model, not a curated record. Lineage: Eukaryota; Metazoa; Mollusca; Bivalvia; Ostreida; Ostreidae. The coding region runs from base 89 to 736 and encodes 215 amino acids. The transcript has 5 exons.
ACACCAGGAAGUCAAAAUAUUAGGAUUUAUUCGUAAGUCGUUAUGAAGAGUUAUAUUCCUCCAUUACAUAGGUUUGCUUGACUUCACAAUGAACAGUCUAAUUGUACAGCUUUUGGCUUCCAUCAUUGUCUUCGUCGCUCUCUCGUUCACCCAGGGGAACGGUAGUAGGAGUGGACCCUCAGUCAAGGAGACCAUUCGAUCUGGCGGGAAAAGUAGCGAGGAACAAAGAUCCAUUAGGUCUUCGCUGCCUUCGGACGCAUACAAUGCUGCUAGCUUUCAGAACAAGUUUAAAGUUGAUAACAAUACGGGAACAGCCGUCGUUUGUGGACCAGAUGGUGCCCAUUUGAAUAUUUCAUGGAGACCGAAAGUUAUUGACCCGGAUAAGUCUAUCCAGUUAUAUUUCGACAUCACAAAUCCCAUAGACUUCGAAAAGGGUCAAGCCAAUGUAGAUGUGUACAUGGAGGGCAGCUCUGAUCCCAUUUUCUCUGUGGUUCAAGAGAUCGCUUGCAAUGAUAUCAGUAAAGUGUCACCGCUUAUACAAUGUCCUUUGAAGAAAGGAGAUAAUCAUAAGUUUCAAUACAAAUACAGCGAUUUGAACAGAUUGCCAGUCGGGGCCUACAUAAUCGUACUGAAGAUCUUAAGUUAUGAAGGAAACCCGCAUCCACUGUUUGCCUGUUUGAACCUAACCCUACAUAUUGUACCAUCGGAUCAAAUGCUUUUCAAUCCAGUUGACUGAUUGUAUAGACCUCGGCAGAAGAAUAAGGGUACAAGCAUACUAAAACAGGUUAUUACACAACAAAAUCAUUCAUGUGUAUUCGUACGCAUUUUUUUUUUGGCCAGGACAACCAAUCAAAAUGUUCAUAGAUGUUUUGAUGAAUUUAAUUGCACACUUGCGUUAUUUUUGAAGCAUGAGAAUGAAAAACUUGAUUGUCAUCUUUUUAAAUGUUCUACAAAAAUGCAACUUACGUAUAUACUCAACUUUUUUAAUUUGACUAAAUGUUAUGAUGGCGAAAUACUUGUAUAAUAAACCGAAAUGUUCAUUAA